Messenger RNA from Lucilia cuprina (Australian sheep blowfly), 2490 nucleotides. Its product is annotated as bromodomain-containing protein DDB_G0270170. The transcript is spliced from 4 exons. NCBI's taxonomy places the organism in Eukaryota, Metazoa, Arthropoda, Insecta, Diptera, Calliphoridae. Bases 379 to 2358 code for a protein of 659 amino acids. The record is from RefSeq and is a predicted model, not a curated record.
UUAAAACAAGAAUUUAUAUAAAAGAUAAAGAUUUAAAGAAAAGGAUUAGAAUAUACAAUCGUAAAUACUAAAAUAUUCAUAGAUUAAAGUGGAACAAAAAAAAAACAUGAAAAAAAUGUAAAUUAAUAUUUGAAACAAAACACACAAAAGUGGGUGUGAUGGAGUUUGUUUGCGACAAAAAUAAAUAAAAAUAACAAGAAAGCAAAUAGUUUUUUAGUGGUUUUUGGCAAAUUGAUUUCUAAUUAUUUUCGUAGUUAUUGCCUGCCACAAAUACUUAUAGAAACUAAUAAAUAAAUUCAUAAAACAACAAUUCCAAUUUAAAUAGUAUUUAGCAAAAUAAUUUGUUUUUCAACAUAUCAACUUGUUUGACUCAACAAUAUGCCUUUAUCGCUGACAACUCGUCGUAGACAGCAGACGUCGUCGUCAACAUCUGCCAAGUGGUCUUCGUCGUCAUCAACUGCACAACAGCAUCUUGUUGCUCAACAUUUUGCUGCAACGAACAAUUCGAAUAAUUUAGUACGUCAACACUUUCAAAAUCAACCGGUACGCAAACAAAAAUCCUUUAUAGAAACUUCACAUCUCAAUAAAACUCUCUUAACAUCACAUACGGGACGUGCGUAUUUAUCUCGCGGCCUUUCGGUAGGAAGAUCACAUGAUAUACAACGUUCCACGUAUCACAAACAAGUUUUAAAGAAACAUUCUUCCAUUACGGCUGCAAUUGGUAAUGGUAGCAAUGAGCGUGAAUCUUUAAAAACGGGUGAAUUAAUAAAGAAAAAUAUAACGUCUUGUGGACGCAGUGUCAUUGGCGGUAGUGAUUUUUUACGUAAUUCUAGCCGAGUACAAGCUUGGUCAUCGACUUCGUCGAUUUUAAAGUCAUUAGAUAAGGAAUUGGCUCAACUGAAUGGUGUUGUUGGAAAGUGUAAAGACGCUAAAGUCCUAAAGGGUCAUGGAGAUAGUGUCAAUAACGUUAAAAUAAAUAACAACCCAAAAACGGAAACUACAAUAACCCACAACUCAAACAAUUACCAUUCCAAUAAAAGAUCGACUAAACCUGAAGUAAAUAAAGUUAACUUAAGCAUAGUUCUAUCACAUGCUCUAAAUUCAACGAAAGAAGAGAACUACUGUAUAGACAGUGAACAGGAAGCGGAUGAGGAUAAUGACGAAACAGACACUGAUGAAACAUUAAGUGAUUCUAACAAAAAUAUAAAUUCCCAAACGAAAGACAACAAGAAAUUUGAAAACUCUUGCAACACACGUUCCUCUAUACCAGCUCAACAACGCCGAGCAGUCUAUCACUCCAGUAGAUUUGUAACAAAUUUAGCUUUAAGCAGUCAUAGCAACAACAACAACAAUACAACAGGAACAACAAAUCUAACUAGUGGCCUACAAAAUCCACAAAACUUUAACGCUUCACCCUCACUGACCGUACAAAGGCGACCACCCUUGGUGCGUGCUAUGUCGGCACCUGUACGUAGUUUUGACGAAACAACGGCUAAAAGUUCAGCAACAUUUUUGGCCUCUAAACGAAAAUCUCGCAGAAGAAAAUUAAAUUCACGCAAUAUAAGCUGUGAUAAGGGUUCAACGGAUGUUUUAAGUGCAAAAGAUUUAAAUGUUGAACGAAAAUCUACAAUAAAUAGAAAAGUUUUAACACGUUCCAAAUCGGUGGCAGCCGAUGUUAUAACUUUGGUCUCACUCAUAAGUUCAGAGGGUUCAGACUCGGAAAAAGAGGAAUCUGCUAUAACACCUACCAAUUCGCAUAAGGGAAGUCCAACUAAAAGGGCCCCUUCCUUAAGAAAAACUGGCAAAUCGGUAUCUUUUCAAGAGAAUUAUCCACCCACCUUUCAAUUUGCCUCUAAAGAAUAUUCUCAUAUGCUGAGAAGGGGUUCCAUAGCCCCCUUGGCUCAACGCAUUAAAUCGAAUAGACCACCCACAGCACCUCCUGGAUCAAUAUUUCAUAACAAUUCAAAAUUAAAUAACGAAAUGACUGCUGCCCUUAAUAGUGAGUCGACAGAGGAAAAAGAAAAUAAUAUGGAAAAUUUAAAACCUAAUGUAAGUCCCACUUUAAACGAUAAACCCCUGGAAGAGGAAUAUGAAUUCCCUGAAUAUGUACGCAGUCUCAAAGAACGUGAAUGUUGGAAAUUAUAUAUGAAAAUGUCCACAAAAGGUGUUAAUAUAACCUAUGACACUAUACUGCGUGGCAUGUUGACACCUACAGAAUUUCGUCAAUUGCAAAAACAACGCGAACUGGAAGAGGCUAAAGCCCAAAAAGAAGCAGAAGAAAAUGGUGUGUUAGAGGAAAAGUCUAAAAGUACACCCACCGCUAUAGAGAGACUUAAGGAGAGUUUAUUGAAAAAUUAACUUACAAAAUAAUCGCAUUGCCUUUAGAUUUUUAACACACGAUGAAGCCUAAAAUUUCUUAUGUAGUUUUUAUUAUAUACAUAUAUCGUACUUCUUUUGUUUAAAGCACUCGUUAAAUACUAGACACUUAAA